This is a messenger RNA of Sitodiplosis mosellana (orange wheat blossom midge), 2347 nucleotides long. RefSeq lists its product as uncharacterized. Bases 442 to 1623 code for a protein of 393 amino acids. The transcript is spliced from 2 exons. NCBI's taxonomy places the organism in Eukaryota, Metazoa, Arthropoda, Insecta, Diptera, Cecidomyiidae. The record is from RefSeq and is a predicted model, not a curated record.
GCUGCCAUCGAUACCGUUUGCACUGUUUGCUGUGAAUCAAUCGAGUUUCUUCCUUUCGAAUCGUUGUUAUUGUUUUUCGUCUCUUCGACUGUAUUUUGGGCCAAAGUUUACGAAUAGUUUUUUCUAAAUUUGUAUAGAGAGAAUUGAUCCAAAGUGAAAUUGCCAAAAAAUAAGAAAUUAUUUAAAUAAAAUACGGAAUAAAUUCGGAAGAUUAUGUUAAAGUUCAACCGAUCUGUUGCCUAGAAACGACAACGGUGUGUAUCAAUUGGCGCUCAUUUGAUUCAAGUGCAGUUGAAUUGAAGAAAGUCGAGAUUGAUUCCGUUGCAAAUUCAAACGAAGAGUUUCAAACGUAGAUUUGAGAGAAGAGUUUUAGAAAAAGAGCUCAGAAAUCCUAUUUAUUAAGGAUUGCGCCAAAAAAAAAAAUCAACCGAAAUUCAAAAGAUGUCAUCGAAUAAUUGCAAACAAUUCUCGCCGGAGGAUUCAAAGCAGGAUGAAUCGGCGACGGAAACGAGUGAAAAUCGUGAGAAAAAAGUCUGUUUCAUUUGCGGCGGUCGCACCACAUUAAUAAUCAAUAUUCAUGAGCCGCGUUGUGGCCCAAACAUGAUCGAUGUGAUAAGUGAAAAGUUUAAAAUGCGACCACUGAACGAUGAUAAGUUCUUGUGCUACAGUUGCAAUAAUUGGCUAAUCAAUUGGUACACGGUGCAAAAGAAGAGCGAUGAUAGUAGUCACGAAGAUGCACAAGAACAGACCACAUCAUCCACAAUGUCAGCAGCAAUUACAGCCAAUGCGCACGGCAAACAAACCGCAACGAAAACAAGUGAUGAUCAUCGACAUUGCACCGAUGCGAAUGAGUUGAUUAUCGUCAGCGAUGAUGAUGAGGAGAACGUGGAAAAUGUGGAUGUAAACAAUGUGAUUCAAACGCUACGGGAUCGAUUGAAAAAAUAUCUAUACUAUCCAAACAAGCAGAAGUGUAAUGAUCUCAGUGAAUUGAAUGCACAUCCACAGGCCGCUACAAUCAUCGAAUUGAAUGGCACACCGGACAUGCACAGGAACUGUGAACGCUGCGGCAAAUUAAUUAGAAAACAUUCGAAUCGAAUGCAUAGCCGACAACGAACACUGUGCCGAACCUGUAGGUUUUCAAUGCGAAGCAAUGGAAAAUUAUCAGCACGUCUCAAAAUUCCCACAUAUCAUUUGACACGCUCACAAUAUCGACGGCAAAAAACUCAUAUGUCGCAACCAUUAUCGACACUCAAACGUUCCGAAUCGUUUGGCAAUCGCAUCAAUAUUUUCAAAAAAUUACAACAAUUGGGCACAUCCAUUUACUAUGAAAACAAUGGAUGCAGAGGGAAACGGCAUGAAUUAAGCCAGCACAUGACAUCGAUACCACAUGAAAUGGAUAUCAGUGAACACAAUACAAUACAACCGAACAUGGCUUGGAAACGACCAAAUGAAUCAAAUGAAAUCCUAAUGACAUUCAAUACCGUCGUUACGGAAGUAUUUCCGAUCGAUCAGUUGUACAACUAUGAUCGACCAACUGAUCAAAUGCCAAAUGCACCAAACGAUUUCAAUAUUCAAGACAUUUUAAGAAAUGUACCCAAAUCACUGACCAUCACUAUUGCGUAGCACACGCAUUUCAUGAAACACGAUCAUUCAGUCAGAUCGGCCCGACGAGGAGUGCGCGUAGGGUUUCAGGGAUUGUAUACACCAAAGCACAUUUAUAGACUGAUUUUAUGUUAUUAUUCAGAUUUUUUGUUUUAAAAAUUUUUUGUGACUUACACCACAGGCCGAAAUGAUGGAAACACAUAUAAACAAUGUGAUUUCUAUAUUUAUUUGAUCAUUUUCAGCCCAAAAUCGGUAUUGCAUAUGGAAACUUAUUGAAAUUCUGAUCAGCAUGUGCAGCAAGCGACUUUGUGGAAUGUUGAUAAAUUUAUUGUAAUAACAUUCAUAUUGGCUGAAUGGCAAUUUCUCCUAAAUUAUAACUCAUAUCAAAAAAAAUUUAAUGGUUAAAAAAAAUUUCUCUGCUUUUUUUCACACAACAACAUUUUCAUUGAUUUGUCAACAAAUGUUAGCGUAAAAUGUAAUUGCAAAUGCCUUUUCUCCACCUUUGUACACAUUGUUUUUUUUUAAUUGAUAAUUAUGAAUUGAAUUGUGGUCAGUUCCACGUAGUAGUAAUAAAUUACAUUGUUUUCUUCCCACAUAACGAGUGCAUGAAUAUUGAAUACUGAUGUUGUUUUUGUUUGUAAUUUCAAAUAAACCGAAAUUAAAUAAAUAUUUAUUUUUUUGAUAAUAUUUUUUGUUUUUUCCUGUUUUGGUUGAUCAAAAUCUUUGAUUGUCAAAAUCAACAACU